AAAAAAAAAAAAAGAAAAAAGAAAAACCCUCCAUUUUCAAACUAGCCGUUGUGUAUAUUUGUUUUGUGAACCCAGCUCAUCUCUCUACCGACGACGACGCUCUCUUUUCUCUCUCUUCUUCUGUGCCCAAAUCCUCCAACCAUACAUUCUUCUUAUUACGGAGUAUAUAAACUACGCAAACCCCUUCAAUCCUCUCUCUCACCUACUGAGUGUGUUUGUGCGUGAAGAAAUUAAUCACCCAUGGCUAUGUUUACUGAAGGCCUAGACGAAAGCGCCAUCAAUUGGAUCAAGAGGGGAUCGGAUGCAGAACAGUGCAGAACCAGAUCACCGUUGACGGAGAAGCUAGACACAAAGUACCCACUUCCCAGAUCGCCAUUAGCCUACACUUCCAGUAAUUACAAAUCUUCCCACAUACUUCCUCCUCUGAAAUUUCACUCCGGUUUGCUGAAACCCCUCAACUCUCUAAGUGUCGAUAGCAACGAAGAAGAAUCGGAUUACUACAAUGACGAUGAGAGCGUGGGCUCCGCGUCCGCCCCCGAUGAAACGUGCGGGGACCACUCCGAUUACGAAGACGAUGAGGUGGAUAGGCCGCCGACAGUUGAGGGUUUUAAAGAUGAUGAUGAUGAUGUGUUCAACCUCAAUUCGAGCAAGAAAACGAGUGAUAGGAAAUACGGGUCCACGAUUAAUAGAGGAAUGUUGAGAGAGGGUCUUCGAGUUGAAGUUCCGAGGAGUGUAAAGAGUUUUAGUGACGUGGGAUGGGAUUCGAGGGGAUGUGGGCAGAGCAGCGCAGUUUCGGGUGGAAGUUGCCGGUUGAAUCCUCGCAGUGCAUAUGGUACCCCAGUUGGUAUAUUAGGUGAUAAUAUUGACCUUGGUACCCCGAGUGCACCACCAUUCAUGGAUACCGGAAACGAUCGUGGCUCUGAGGUCGUAAGUGAGAAAAGUAUCGAUGGUCAAUUAAAAGAACCCAAGCAGAGUUUUUCGGCCGAUAAAAAAUUUCCGGAGCAAAAUCAAGAAUCUGCGGAAACUGAAACAGGCAUGCAUAAAAGGGACGGCAAAGAAACACUCGGGGAAAGAGAAAUUCCUACGCCUAUCCAGCGUGCAAGUUCAGUUGACCACAUACCUUAUUACCAUGCCAGUGGUCAAAAUGGUUGGCAAGCACUUAUAGCUUAUGAUGCGUGCAUUCGUUUAUGUCUAAAUUCGUGGGCAAGAGGUUGUGCAGAGGCGCCUGAAUUUCUGCGAGAUGAGUGUCAGCUUCUUCGUAGUGCAUUUGGACUGCACAAACUCUUGCUUCAACCUCGAGGCGUACAACAAACUGAAAGGGAUAACAAGAUCGCUGAUCAAACAAUGACCUCGAAAGUGAAAAAAACAGUUGGAAAGAUUCGUGUUGAAGUGAAAAAGCUCCGCAUAAUACCAAGAAGAAAGCUAAAGGACACAAAUUCGAUGAGAAGUGCUAUUUACCUGCAAGCUGGAGCUGAGUAUGUUCGACAAGUUUCAACCAUUGUGAAACACAGGAUCAAUUCUCUUAGACUCAGUCCAUUUUCGUUGCCAUCUGAAGAAUCAUCACUAUGUAUGAUUCACCUGAAAAGUUCGGCAGAAGAUAAUGAAGUGGAAUCAGUUUCUGCCAUCUCUCUGCGCCCUGGAACCGGUGAAUAUCACGACUUUUUUCCCGAGAGCCAAGGAGAUGCUCUAUUACUGGAAGUCCAAGAUGUAAUGAAAAACGUUCAAGGUUGUGCUACAAUUUCAGUUUCUUCUCUAACCGACAACCCUAAUGAUAGAGUUCGGUGGUGGCCCAUUUAUCACAACGAUAAUGAAUGUGUCGGAAAGGUCUUGCUCUCCAUUGGAAGCACUUUCACGAGUGACGAGACAGUGCUUAUGAAGAGUGGUUCUAUAGUGGAGACCCUAGCAUAUGAUCUACUGCUAGAGGCUGCCAUGCGUGCACAACAGUUUCAUGCACGGAAUUUACGUAUAGAGGGGCCUUGGAAGUGGAUCCUCACAGUGUUUGCUGAUUAUUACGGAGUUUCCGACACCUAUACCAAAUUAAGAUACCUCUCUUACGUAAUGAAUGUCGCCACUCCUACAAAAGAUUGCUUAGAGCUUUUGCACGAGUUGCUUGUGCCGGUCUUGAAGACCAGAAGUGACAGAAAUUUAACAAGACAAGAGAAAAGCAUUUUGUUGGACUGUGAGAUGCAAGUCGAGAGGCUUCUCGCUGAGGUUUUUGAGAAUUACAAGUCACUCGAUGAAAAUUCACCGACGGGCUUAGCAGAUAUGUCGGCCCCACUAUCGGAAACUGCAGCACCUGCUCUAUCGCCAGCUGUACAACUAUAUACACUUCUGCAUGACAUUCUUGCUCAAGAUGCUCAAACCGUGCUCAGAAACUAUCUACAGACAGCAGCAACAAAAAGAUGCCGAAAGCAUAUGCUCGAGACCGACGAGUUUGUAUCGAGCAACUCCGAGGGUUUUAUUAUGGAUGCAGAAGCAAUCACUAAAGCCUAUUCAAAGAUGAAGAUUCUAUGCGUCAACAUAAGCAAUGAAAUCAACAUCGACAUCAAGAUCCAUAGUCAACAUAUAUUUCCUAGUUCGAUAGACUUGUCUACAAUCACAUCGGCAGUUUACAGCGUAGAAUUGAGCAAAAGACUAGAAAGUUUUCUUGCUGCAUGGCCUCCAUCGAGUCCCAUGCCACAUGUGAAUGAACUUUUAAUAGCAAUGUCGGAUUUCGAGAGGAGUCUUGAAUUGUGGCAUAUCAGUGAGGUCAAAGGUGGUGUUGACUCGAGAAAUUUGUUCCAUGAUUACAUCAUGGUCUGGAUACAAGAUUUACAGCUUACUUUGCUCGAUCUUUGCAAAGCAGAAAAGGUGCCGUGGUCCGGUGUGUGUACAAAAUAUUCGACGUCUCCAUUUGCUGAGGAAAUGUUUGAAAGGAUGGCGAAAAUGUUUAGUGAAUAUGAAGUUGUGAUUAACCGGUGGCCUCAAUACACCUUCAUCUUAGAGAAUGCUGCUGCAAAUGUGGAAAGAGCGAUAAUAAAGGCAUUGGAAAGACAAUACCACGAUAUAUUGACCCCUCUCAAAGACAGCAUACCAAAAAGACUUGGUAUGCAAGUCCAGAAACUCGCAAGAAGGCAAUCGACCGCCUAUUAUUCGAUUCCUAGCCAGCUGGGAAUAUUUCUGAACACUAUGAAGAGAAUUCUGGACGUACUACAUUGUAGGAUCGAGGACAAACUGAAAUCGUGGGCAUCAUAUUUACCUUUAAAUGGAGACAAUAAAUCGAAUUUUGGGGAGCAAAUGAAUGCAAUAACCGUUCUUUUACGGACAAAAUAUAAGAACUACAUUCAAGCCAUAGUCGUCAAGCUUGCCAGCAAUAUGGUAGCUAAUAGGAAUACGCGCCUUCAAAGGAUAUUGGAAGAUACAAAAGAAGCCGAUGGUGAAGCUCAGAUGCGAGAGAGGAUGCAGCUGCUUAGCACACAGCUCUCCGAUUGCAUCUCUAACUUGCACGAAACUUUUACCAGCCAAAUAUUUGUCGCCACCUGUCGUGCUUUCUGGGACAAAAUGGGACAAAUCGUACUGAAGUUUCUUGAAGGCAGAAAGGAGAAUCGAGUUUGGUAUACGGGAUCUUAUCAUGCUCUUGGGAUUCUGGAUGAUAUAUAUGCAUCUCAGAUGCAGAGGUUGUUAGGCAAUGCAUUACGAGAGAAGGAUUUGGAGGCACCGAGAUCGAUUACCGAGGCAAGAUCUAUUUUGUCAAGAGAUACUACUAACAGAAUGGAUUCUUCUUCUUACAUAUAUUUCUAGCCAUUUUUUUUUUCAACAUCACACACAUUUAUUAUUUAUUACAAGGGUUUAUUUAUUUAUUA
Molecule: messenger RNA, 3842 nt
Organism: Erythranthe guttata (spotted monkey flower)
Lineage: Eukaryota; Viridiplantae; Streptophyta; Magnoliopsida; Lamiales; Phrymaceae
Product: portal protein
Source: RefSeq, a predicted model, not a curated record